UCACAAGCCUCCUCGACGAACAGUUCUUUCUUGCUAACAAGUUUUCAAUCAAAAGAAACAAAAUUUCAAUCCCACUGUGGGUUCAUUUUUGCUACCCCCUUUUUGCAGUUCUAUCAUCCCAAAUCCAAGCAGAAGUCCUAGUACAAUCUAUAUUUUGUCUUUUCCUUAAUUCUUCCGGUCACAAAAUCUCAGAUUAAAGCUCUCGAACCUUAACCCCAUUUGUUUCUGUGGUGUCCUUGGCUAUUGUUUCGACAGAUGGACCCAGAAGCUGCAAGAACAGCACGAGAAUCUCUUGACCUAGUAUUCCACAUGUCAAACAUUCUUGAAACUGGGCUGGAUCGUCAUACACUUUCGAUUCUCAUUGCCCUUUGUGAAAUGGGUCUCAACCCUGAGGCACUAGCUGCUGUUGUUAAGGAGCUCCGCUGGGAAACCAUUCCCAAUCUUUCAUCGUCUGCUUCUUCUUUGUCUGCAACACCACCGGCUCCUUCCAUUCCUUAGGCGGAGCUAGGAGCAGGUGCAGCUUGCUUGAACUGAUUGAGCUAAUGUACCACACGAUGAUGAAGAUGUGGUGGUUAAAGAUCAAGUGAUAUUUUCUUCUAAUCACCUUUAUACAGAUGCAUUUUUAGAUCAUUUUUAGGUGAUCCAGGGUGUCUGCAGCUCAUCAUUUUUGCCCAAGAUUCAAACAAUAUGUAAUGCAUGUGUCUAAUUUGUGGUAUAAUUAGGGGGACAUGGGAUAGUGUAACUUAUUGGUAUGAUAUAUUGAAGAACCUUAAGUGGGGUGAUGGUUGCUUAAAAUAGUUAGUAUGAAUCUAAGUUGUUUUUAAGGAAGUUAUUGCUGUUUGUAAAAUUGAGUAUUUCUGCCUUUGAAAAAAUUUGCAUACAUUUGGAGCAAAGUUCCUAAGUUAUGUAGCAUAACAUUAUGUGUUGUAUACAAUGCAUAAUAUAUGAUAAUACUAGCUUCCUUUGAUUUAGGGAAAGUACUUGAUCUUGUGAAUCGAUUGAUUUGUCAAUGCGUCCUUGCGAUUAGACAAGGAAGAAUUGUUUGUUCAUUUGAGAGCAAUUCACUAGUUGUAGUUUCUGACCUAUCAUAUAAUUCUAUGCUCAGACAUUGCUUCUUUGUUGGUAGGAUCCCUUGUUUAUGACCUGACAUUUCCUUGUGAAAUUAUAAUUAUUUUUUGGUCAUGUGUAUUUGAUCUUAGUGAGUCUCAUAUCUGAUAUCUGAUUAUAUAUACUUUACUGUUUUUUCUGUUUUUCUGUAAACUUCCGAGCUUAUACAUCCUAAUGUGAGACAACCAUCUGAUUGAGCAUGCACCAGUACUAGACU
Coffea eugenioides is the source of this 1324-nucleotide messenger RNA. Its product is annotated as mitotic-spindle organizing protein 1B-like. Gene Ontology annotation, cellular component: interphase microtubule organizing center; spindle; centrosome. NCBI's taxonomy places the organism in Eukaryota, Viridiplantae, Streptophyta, Magnoliopsida, Gentianales, Rubiaceae. The transcript is spliced from 3 exons. Bases 256 to 498 code for a protein of 80 amino acids. Gene Ontology annotation, biological process: microtubule nucleation by interphase microtubule organizing center; gamma-tubulin complex localization; mitotic spindle assembly. The record is from RefSeq and is a predicted model, not a curated record.